Molecule: messenger RNA, 2756 nt
Organism: Xyrauchen texanus (razorback sucker)
Lineage: Eukaryota; Metazoa; Chordata; Actinopteri; Cypriniformes; Catostomidae
Gene: tpra1
Product: transmembrane protein, adipocyte asscociated 1
Exons: 11
Coding region: 187-1323 (378 amino acids)
Biological process (GO): G protein-coupled receptor signaling pathway
Cellular component (GO): plasma membrane
Molecular function (GO): G protein-coupled receptor activity
Source: RefSeq, a predicted model, not a curated record
CACGCUGACUUCAAUCUGACAAGAGCAAGGCGUCUGACGCGUCAGUUUCAUUCUGUCUGUAAACAACCGAGACACGGACUUAAGUUAUUAUGCCUCAAUUAAACGGUAUGAUCACAUUAAUAUCGGAGCACGUCAGCCUCUGAUCUCAAAUCAUCAUCAGCAGCAGUUAAAGUGGUUUGGUCCAGCAUGUUGGUGACGGUGACAGAGGUGGUGCGGUUUACUCACUAUAGCAAUACCAGUGUGUUUCCCACUACGAAAAACAGCUCUGAAAUUAUUCCAGAUCAUGAAAUCAACAUCACUAAACCACACAAGUGUCUGCAGAUCCUGUACGAGGACAUCGGAGACUCGAGUGUUCGUUUCUGGGAUCUAACGCUGCUCAUCCCAAAUGUGGCGUUCCUCAUAUUCCUGAUGUGGAAGCUUCCUUCCGCUCGUGCAAAGAUCCGUCUCACCUCCAGCCCCAUAUUCGUGGCGUUCUAUAUACUGGUAUUUGUCGUGGCGGCUGUAGGAAUCACUCGCGCUAUAGUGUCCAUGACUGUCAGCACAUCUACUGCUGCUACACUCAUAGAUAAGGUGCUUUGGGAGAUCACAAGGUUCUUUUUAUUGGCUAUUGAGCUUAGUGUCAUCAUUCUGGGAUUGGCUUUCGGUAAUCUGGAGAGCAAGUCCAGUGUGAAGCGAGUCUUGGCCAUCACUGCAGUUCUGUCUCUAGCGUACUCCAUCACACAGGGGACUCUGGAGAUUCGUUACCCAGAUAAACACCUCUCGGCCAAAGACUUCAACAUCUACGGACAUGGUGGGCGGCACUUCUGGUUGGCCAGUUCCUGCUUCUUUUUCCUGGUGUAUUCCCUGAUAGUCAUUCUACCCAAAACUCCAAUCAGAGAGAGAAUCUCAUUGCCAUCCAAAAGGAGUUUUUACGUGUACGCUGCGAUCCUGGCCGUAUUGAAUCUGGUUCAGGGUUUGGGCAGCGCUCUGCUCUGUGCUGACAUCAUUGAAGGCUUGUGCUGUGUGGACGUGACCACAUUCCUCUACUUCUCUGUCUUUGCUCCUCUGAUCUACGUGACAUUCCUCAAAGGAUUCUUCGGUUCCGAGCCAAAGAUCCUCUUCUCCUACAAGUCACAGAUAGAUGAACCAGAAGACUCCGACGUCCACCUGCCCAACACCUCGUCCUCCGGUCUUGGCAGGAAGGAUCUCGAUCACGGCUCGUACUCCAGCACGCAGAUCGACGGUUCUGGAGCAUACUUGGACGACGUGGUGUCUGGACCGUACGGCGUAGGAAACAGCAUCAACAGCAUCGACAGUGACCGCUGGAGAGCUCUCAACGCCUGAGACGCACCGAGAGAACGUUGUAAAAGUGACCUCCACGCCGCUGAUUUAAAAUGUAGUUUACCGCCUUGAAGUGGUUCUUCAUAGUGCUCUGUUUUUUAAAAGUUAACAUGAUUUCUAUUCCAUGAAUUCAACAUUCCUCUCGUAAGCACCAGUGCUCUUAAUUUUAACUGGGCGUCGUUCAACAGCUCUGUUAGAUGCAACGUUAUUGGACUUUGUGAAGAGCAUAACCUAAAUAUAUCGGCUGAAAGCAUAAUUGUUUUAGAUUCUGAGAUGUGCUGCUGAUACCAGCAAAUGUCUGCUUGAUUUUUGAUGUUCCUUUUCUAUAUUUUGGGGGGUUGUUGUGCACUGAGAAAUAUUCAUUUUGACCAUUCAACUUGUCUAUGAAUUUUGGUGCGUAAAACAUACUCUAACUUUUGCAUAUGGUUCAUCUUGACUGGCCAAAGUUUGUACAAAAAAAAUAUAUAUAUAUAUAUUAUUUCUUGAUGCUGGAUCAUAGUUAGAUUUGAAAGUGUUUCCUUUUGAUUUUUAUUUAUUUAAGUGAUUUGUUGAAUGGGUCAGAUCUUUCUAUUUGACAAUGAAAAGGGAUCUGACUCCAACCUGGCUUGUCACAACAACAGUUAUCAUUCCAUGUAAAAGACAUUUAAUGCAAGAAUAAGGACCAUACUAAGAUAAAACAUUCAAUUAUUUUGAUCUGGUGUACAAGCCUGUAAAGACAACAAUGUGACAAAUUGUUUGUGUCAAUUAAAUUGGGCUAGAGUCAAAUGUUUAAUUCUGUUUAAAUGUAUUCCCUUUGCUUUUUCAGUUUGAGCAUGAAGAGGUUUAAAUGCUUUAGGUGAGUAUACCAGGGGACUUUUAUCGAGUGAACUCCAUCAAAUACCACAUAUUAGCUGUAAUUAAUGCUUCGCUCAGACUCUGCUUUUAUCACUGUCUUAACAGAAAUAUAUCUCAAAGAUAUUUCAUAUUAUAAUUGUUCUUCCCUGAAAUAUUUGGAUAUUUCCUUUGUAAACAGUGUUGAUGAGACAUGAGUUACGUGUGUUUAUACAUCCAAGAAUGUGCUACCAUCUAAAUGCAAAAAAUAAAAUCCAAUCCACCAAAAAUAGUUUAAUGUCACGGUAUAAUAAUUGUAUUUGUAUAUACUGGGGCACGCUGACAACUGGGGACUUUUAUUUUGACGGAUGCUUAACUGUGACGUGUCUUGGUGCCAUUUUUUUUUUUUUUUUUGCACUGCAUAGGAGAAACACAGAAAAAUAUUAGAUUAAGAUAUAAUUGAUUAUACAUCAAAAAUAAAUACAUUUAAAAUGUGCAAAACGUUAUUUUUGUGAGCGUACUUAAAUAAUAGAAAAACAAAUCUUUCAAUGGUAAUAUUAACUCUAUAUUAUUAAUGUUAGUUUAUAAAGGGAGACAGAUCAUUUAAUUGGCUCUGUACUUGUAUU